AUGUCAGCGGGCGUAGCCCAAACUCAGAAGAGGAUCAAGUCGACUCUUCGGGUCAACGCUGCAGUAGUGGUGGCGUUGCGUGAGCGCGUGGCAGUUGUCACAGUGACCAUCAUUGCUGACAAGCCAGCCGCUAUUGCCUCAGCACCACGCCAACUGGAGGAAAGUGGCGGGGAAGAAGUGGAGAACGAAGAUGCCACCGUCCUGAGGACGUUCUCUGGUGAGCUGAAGAUAGACAUGCUUCGUGUGGGCUUGGUUGUGGAAGGGCAGUCCACCACGUGGUCACCCUCAUCCGCAUCCUCUGAGCCGCGACAUCGACACGAG
Molecule: messenger RNA, 321 nt
Organism: Symbiodinium pilosum
Lineage: Eukaryota; Dinophyceae; Suessiales; Symbiodiniaceae
Source: the annotation of a GenBank genome assembly